AUGAAUGGGACCUUAUUUAACCAGACACUAGCAGAACAAGGUGUGUAUGUCAACCGAUCCCAAGACCUCAGCACACUGAUUGGCUGCUGCAAUGGGACGGGGAUCGUGGUGGCCAGUGACGGGGGUGCAUCGGUCCUGCUCCCGGACGAAAGGAGCCUCUUUAUCAACCGUGUGGUCCAGAUUGCAGUUCUCUGCGUGCUCUCGUUGACUGUGGUCUUUGGCGUCUUCUUUUUGGGAUGUAAUCUGCUCAUUAAAUCCGAGAGCAUGAUCAACUUCUUGGUCAAAGACCGGCGGCCGUCCAAAGAUGUUGGCAUCGCAAUCAUGGGUCUGUAUUGAGAAGCGA
Messenger RNA from Euleptes europaea (tarantolino), 343 nucleotides. Its product is annotated as reprimo-like protein. The record is from RefSeq and is a predicted model, not a curated record. NCBI's taxonomy places the organism in Eukaryota, Metazoa, Chordata, Lepidosauria, Squamata, Sphaerodactylidae. The transcript has a single exon. The coding region runs from base 1 to 336 and encodes 111 amino acids.